CUUUCCUCCAGCCAAUCAUUGCUGGGACUGCUCCAAACAUUUUGACUGCGACAGAUCUGUGCCCAGGUAGAAGCUGGCUGCCAGAGCAAGUUGGAAGGAACAGAAAGGCUGGAAAGGCAAAAUAAAGAGUACAGGUGCAGCAAUGGCAGUGAAUGACAGUGUUCUGAGCUCCGCUUACCUUGCUGUGGACUAUGUCGAUUCCAUGUUACCAGACAAUCCACUGCAGCAGCCUUUAAAAAACGCCUGGGACUACAUUCUCAAUAAUUAUACCAAGUUUCAGAUUGCCACUUGGGGUUCCCUUAUAGUUCAUGAGUUUGUAUACUUCUUCUUCUGCCUUCCUGGAUUCCUCUUCCAGUUUAUUCCUUUCAUGCAAAAGUAUAAAAUACAACAGGACAAGCCUGAAACCUGGGAAAAACAAUGGAAAUGCUUCAAGAUGCUGCUAUUUAAUCACUUUUUCAUUCAGCUUCCCAUGAUUUGUGGAACCUACCACUUCACAGAAUUCUUCGCCAUUCCUUAUGACUGGGAUACAAUGCCACGAUGGACCUACCUUCUAGCCCAGUGCUUUGGUUGUGCAGUAAUUGAAGAUGCGUGGCACUACUUCUUGCACAGACUGCUUCAUCACAAAAGAAUCUACAAAUACAUCCACAAGGUUCAUCAUGAGUUCACAUCGCCAUUUGGGAUGCAGGCAGAAUAUGCCCACCCUCUCGAAACAAUCAUUCUUGGCACUGGAUUCUUCAUUGGCAUUAUGGUCUUCUGUAACCAUGUGACUCUUCUUUGGGCUUGGGUAACUUUCCGUCUGUUGGAAACCAUCGAUGUACACAGCGGCUACGACAUCCCCAUGAAUCCACUACACCUUGUACCAUUCUAUGCCGGGGCUCGCUUUCAUGAUUUUCAUCAUAUGAACUUCGUUGGGAACUAUGCCUCUACCUUCACUUGGUGGGACAAAAUCUUCAACACAGAUUCCCAGUACAACAGCUACCACCAAAAACUGGAAGAGAAGAAGAUCAAAUAGGAGUACUCAAUUGAACUGCUACAGUUUUUAUUGCACUCAGUAUCAGUGAUUCAGCACUGAUUACUCACAUUCAGAUGAGAGUUCUAUACAACCAUUCAGAUAAAUCAUUCAGGACACUUACCUGGCUCUAGGAGACAAAUUCCUCAACUGUCUGAAAAAAAAAUUAAAAAGUGCACACUUUGCAAUUCUCUUAUGAUGUUCAGCAAUGGUCUGUUGGUAUGACUGAAGUAAAUUUGGCAGAAUUGCUUUAUUCUACUGUAAAUUUGAAACUGUCAGUUAUAUAGGCUAGUAGAUUCAUUUAUUCAUUUAUAUAUUUUCUUACUGUCAUAUUAAACUGAUGUUUUAAUCAUUUUACAAUAAGUGUUUUAGGUAGUACUGCACGCAUUCAACCUGAAUUGUUGGGAUAACCUGGGUGGAAUAAAUUAUCCCUAUGAGACUGGGACUUAAAUCUAAACUGGAAACUAAUUGGCUUCAGCCUAAAUGAUCUGGGCAAUGUUGGUUUACUAUUACUACAACUAAAUGUUCAUUUUAAAACGACAAAUAAACAAAAAACAAGUCAGAUAUACUUGUACACUCUCGUGACUUGUUUCCAUCUGUCUUUUUAAAUGUGUAACUUUGUAAGUACAGUACUGUAAUCCACGCCUAAAAAGACAAACAGUGCCUUUUCAUGAAUAAAAGUAAGCCACCAAUCAAGUCUUGUCUUGAGGUUCGUGGUAGUACAGCAAUAAACAGUGGAAGGAACUUUGUGUAGGUGUUAUAUAGGUUUGUCUGGAUACAUAGGUAAGAUCUAGACUAAUUUGUUAGUAUGGUACCUACAAAUAGGUCUGCCAAGAAAACAAUGCAUUGUACAAGGCAGUGAUUGUGCUAUUGUAGAAGGCCAAGGUGUUUUGUUAAUGGUUUCAAACCCAAUGCUGGGCACUUAACUAUAACUUUAAAAUAUACUGUGUGGGGAAAAUACUGAAUAGAUUUUUUUUUAUUACCACAUUCCACAAGUAAUCCAGAUAUAAUAAUUGUGAGACAUAGAUUACAAGUAGAAAUAGUUGAAAUUCUAUACAAAAACUCUUCUGGGAGACAUGCUUGUCUAUAUAUAUAUAUAUAUAUAUAUAUAUAUAUAUAUAUAUAUAUAUAUAUAUAUAUAUAUAUAUAUAUAUAGAUAUAGAUAUAGAUAUAUAGAUAGAUAGACCGAUAGACCCAGUGUAGCCCAACUGGUGCAGCGUCUCUUUUGGUGGGUAUAUAUUCCAGGGUUGUCUAAAAAAAAAAAAAAACUCAUGAGAAUGUGAUUUAUAUAUAUAAAAGAAAGCAAGUCAACAUUUUUUUGUUUUCAUGGGGAAAGAAUAGUCUUAAAUGCAUACUGCUAAAAAAUAACAUCUCAAUAACAUUGUAAGCACUUGUAUGUACUGUACUGUAUGCUGGACUGCUUACUGUGCUUGCUAGCAAAUGUGGUAUGAAUGUAAUCUGAUUUAUGUUUCACGUUGUAUACAGUCCAUUUACUGUAUCAUUUAUCCUAAUGUAUUAGGAAUAAUGUAUCAUGUAAAAUGGAGAGAAGCAGAAUCAUAAAACGAAUUUCAAAUAACAUUAGGGCCUGUGUGUCCUUUUAUUAGCACUUGCAUGUUGAUUAGUAUAAAAGCUGUUACAUACACUUUCCAUUCUUUUUUGUUAUCACCUUGAAAUAAGUAUCCAUGGCACCUAUGUAAGGGGGGCAUUUACCCUCACAUGUAGACAGCAGGCGUGUUGCAGUCUGUUAUGUACUUUCUGGACAUCUACCUUUGAUUUAUAUAGAGAGAAAGCAGCUGUGCUCUUUUUGUUUUCAAGAUAGACAUUAGGAUGAGUUUCAAAGUGAAAAGCAAAGUUCAGAAAUGUAUAAAGUCUACUAUAAUGAUAUUUCACUUUUAGCUAGAGACAAAGCUCGAUUGAUCUAUUUGAUAGCCCCAGAGAAUUCACAUGCGUUGUUAGUUUAAUAUUUAAAAUAUGAUUA
Messenger RNA from Polyodon spathula (Mississippi paddlefish), 2987 nucleotides. It is a transcript of the gene msmo1, whose product is annotated as methylsterol monooxygenase 1. The transcript is spliced from 6 exons. The record is from RefSeq and is a predicted model, not a curated record. Lineage: Eukaryota; Metazoa; Chordata; Actinopteri; Acipenseriformes; Polyodontidae. Gene Ontology annotation, biological process: sterol biosynthetic process. Gene Ontology annotation, molecular function: iron ion binding; C-4 methylsterol oxidase activity. The coding region runs from base 143 to 1012 and encodes 289 amino acids.